Messenger RNA from Anopheles darlingi, 3029 nucleotides. RefSeq names its product serine/threonine-protein kinase 32B. The transcript is spliced from 10 exons. The coding region runs from base 1532 to 2974 and encodes 480 amino acids. The record is from RefSeq and is a predicted model, not a curated record. Gene Ontology annotation, molecular function: ATP binding; G protein-coupled receptor binding; G protein-coupled receptor kinase activity. NCBI's taxonomy places the organism in Eukaryota, Metazoa, Arthropoda, Insecta, Diptera, Culicidae. Gene Ontology annotation, biological process: protein phosphorylation; regulation of signal transduction; G protein-coupled receptor signaling pathway.
ACGGAAAAAGACUAUACUACAAACGGCCGACAGCGCCCGACGCGCUCCGUUCGGUUCGGUAGCUCGGAGCUGUUGACGGAAUCCGAAGCCCCAUUCGGGAUCCCCUCGGCCGUGCCGUGUCGUGCGUGCCUGUGUGUGUGCGCGAUGGUUUUAAAAACCAACUACCGGCGGCUGGAGCGUCUCACAGCUUCGCGUGAAGCCGUUCAGCGAGGCACGCAAGCAGCAGCAGCAGCAGCAGAAGUCGCUGGUCGUGUUGGUGUUUCUGCACGACACGACAUACACACAGCUUCCACGCAGCACACGCAGCGACACGAACCGUUCAUCAGUUGCAGUUGCGAUCCAGCGCUUCAACCGACCGGUGGCAGUACCUUGCUGCGGUGCUGUUUUGGUGUACCCUGUUUUGUUUUCCGUGGAUUGGAUUUGCCGCGCGCCGCGCAACGAACGAACAUCGAAUCUGUUCUGUUUUUCUGAUGGAUUCAGAGUACUGUGUAAUAUCUGUGUGUCCGCGCGUGUGUGUGUGUGUGCUGUAGUGUGAGGUGAAGUGAGGUGAAGUGGUACCGGCCCGGCUAGGCCAUUGCAAUCAGCCCCAUCAUCAUCAGUCAAUAGAAGGCACUGACUCCGGACGGAGCACGGAGCAGCAGCAGCAGGAGGCACGUUGCAUCAAUCAACGUAAAGUGUCCUUUCCAAGUGCGGUUUGUGUGUGUGUGUGUGUGCUGCACACGUUGCAGGUGGUGUAAGCCGACGAGUGGGCGACGGCACCUCACUCGCUCACUAUGUCGCCUGGCGUACCCUGCUGGCGCUGUAAGGUGAAGCAGGUACGCGUUCCCGGGGUGGCACUGCCGAGCAGGAGCACCCUUCCAGCGCUACGGUGGCGCUACGACAGUUCGACAUUCACCUAGGAACCCGAGGCCACAGGACACAACAGAACACCAGCCAGUCGUCGGUCGGUCGGGCCACAACGAAUGCAAAUCGAAACCUCGCGAGUGUGCGGGGACAGGCCGGAAGCAGCACCCUCACCCUACCCUCCAACACACAUUAGUCCCGCACGGGCACGGUUGGGAGGAGAAGGAGAAAUUACAGAACAGUGAGCAUGACACUACAGCUGCUACACGGUACCGUGGUCGUCGUGUAAAGGGCCCCCGUCAGAAUCCGCCCCGUCACCAGACCAGACCCCCCAUCCCCAUCAGCUGGCCCAUUUUGACGAGUAGCGAACGCACACACACAGUAAGCAUCAAAGGUGAAGGGUGCGAAAAACAACGACAAAAACAACAAACACGAAAAAACAACCACAACAACGGGAGGUACAUCGCGCGGAGGAUCGCGUGCGCUUUUGCGUGACCUCGACUCACACCCUCUCCCCUACCACCACACCACAGGACAUUCUGAUCGUGUCGAACGAUAGCUUUUGCCGCGUGAUUAAUAAGGAGCGCUUCUUCGCGACAGCAGCACACAACAGCAAACGAAGGGGAGAAAGAGACAAAGAAAGAGAGAGUACGAGUAGCACGAGUGGCAAAAGACACGCGGCCGUAGGAUGGGUGUCAAUUCGUCGUCACGCCAGGAUGCGAACCUGCUAUCGGAUGAGGAUGUGAACUUCGACCACUUCCAAAUACUGCGCAACAUCGGCAAGGGCAGCUUCGGCAAGGUGUGCAUCGUGCAGAAGAAGGACAGCGGCAAUCUGUUCGCGAUGAAGUACGUCAGCCGGAGCGUCUGCAUUGGGCGCGGUGCGCUCGGUGGUGUGCUGAAGGAGGUCGAGCUGCUCGCCUCGCUGGAGCACCCGUUCCUGGUGAACCUCUGGUUUUCCUUCCAAGACGAGGAGGAUCUGUUUAUGGUGUGCGAUCUGCUGGCCGGUGGCGAUCUGCGCUACCAUCUGCAGCAUCAGCAGGUGGAGUUCUCCGAGGCGAGCGUCGGGCUGCUGGUGUGUGAGCUCGGCUCAGCCCUGGAUUACCUGCAGAAGGAGCGUGUCGUGCACAGAGAUAUCAAGCCCGACAACAUCCUGCUGGACGAGGAAGGGCACGCUCACUUGACGGACUUCAACAUCGCCACCCGCCUGCCACCGGACGGGCUCGCCUGCAGCAUGUCCGGCACGAAGCCGUACAUGGCGCCCGAAGUAUUCCUGUGUGCCUUAGAGGAAGUCGCCGGCUACAGCUACCCGGUGGACUGGUGGAGUCUUGGCGUGGUGGCGUACGAGAUGCGGUGCGGGGUCCGACCGUUCGUCGUGCACUCGUCGACGCCGCUGGCCGAGGUGAAGAACGUGUUGAACACGCAGCCCCACUUUCCGCGCCACUGGAGUGAUCAGUUCGUCGAUCUGCUCUCCAAGCUACUGAACGUGCAUCCGGGCGCAAGGUUGAGCACGCUCAAGGAGCUGCAGCUGACGCGGUUGCUGCGCGGUACCGACAUGGAGCGAGUGCUUGCCAAGCGCACCAACCCACCGUUCAAGCCUUCGAAGGAGCACCUCAACUGCGAUCCGAGCCUCGAGCUGGAGGAGAUGAUCGUCGAGACGAAGCCGCUGCAUAAGAAGAAGAAGCGGCUGGCGAAGCAGCGCUCGAUCCACAAGGAAAACAACGCCUCAGCAGACCAGCGACAGCAGCAACACCAACCGGAGCAGCAGCAGCAGCAAGAGCCGCAGCAGCACCAACACCACCACCCCCAUCACCAUCACCUGCUGGACAAUCAGCUGCUGAAGGAGUUCCUGGUGUACAACCGGUACAAGGAGCUGCGGCGCAAGGCGAUGGAAGCGAAGGAGUCCGAGUGGCAGCAGGAGCUCGACCAGGCCAUGGCCGCCUCGCACGUCACGCCACCCUCCCCGCUCGCACCGAUCGCCGAGCAGGGAGGGGAGUCCGCGGAGACCGCGGAGACGCCGAGUGGUCACUCCGUGCCCCCGCCAACACCCAAACCCCAAGCGCAACCCACCGCCGGUGCUGGAGACAGCCUCGACUACAUCGACCGGACACCGUCGCCCAAGGGUGGCAUCUAGGCCAUUCUAGCACGCCACCACCGGCCCCUUCCUGUGAUAUCCUUCGAUCAUGGCA